Molecule: messenger RNA, 1455 nt
Organism: Closterium sp. NIES-65
Lineage: Eukaryota; Viridiplantae; Streptophyta; Zygnematophyceae; Desmidiales; Closteriaceae
Source: the annotation of a GenBank genome assembly
AUGGUGACAGAAGCGGCAAGGUCGGUGGUGGACCUAGGUCACACCGCUGAGAGCGUGCUUGCUGCGCCUCCGGCUCCUGCUGCCCCUGCCGCUGAGGCUCCAUCUGCUCCCCCGGUUCCCCCUGCCACCGCUGCGCCGUCAACGGCCCGUGUCCAACUGGCGUCUGCUCCCCCGCCAAGCCUCCCACUUCCUCUCGGUGCUCUUGCCCCUGAUGCGCCCGCUCCUGUAGCGCCGCAGCCGCCUGCGGCGUCGCCACUUGUCCAAGCUGCUGCCGGCGUCCCUGCGCCGGGGACAGCGGUGGGCGCCGCCCACGACCCCGCGCACCAGGUUGCACUUGCGUCUGCGCCGGUACAGCCCGUCGCGCAGCAGCGCGCGGAGUCCCACAGUCGUGGUGUUGCUGGGGGCAGUGCGGCGGCGCAUCGGGGGCGUGGUUCUCCUCGGCGUCGCCCCUCCCCAUCGUACCGGAAUACGCAUCGCGGUGGCCGCGGUGGCUGGUGGGGAGGUCACGGUCGCGGACAUGAGGCGCCGAGCGAGAUGCAGCAGUUACGCGACGAUUUCCCUGGAAUGUUGGCCGCGGCGAUGCGCGAGGCUCUGAACAGUGCGUCGACUCCUGGUGGCCCGCUGGCUGCUCCCGCUGCAGUGCACGCCUCUGUUCCUGUGGCUGCCCAGGCUCCUCCUGCUCCACACGCGGUUCCAGCGCCGAGUGCUCAGGCGUACCCGCAGGGUCCAGGCCCAGCUGUUGGGCGCGCACCACCACCCGCAUCUCGUCCAGGCUCCGCUGCACCGUAUCCCCCUCUUCCAUGGAUUCCCCCCGUUCCGGGCACGGGAUUUGUGGGAGCGGGAGGCGGAGAGGCGAGGGGGCCAUUCCGCCCUCCGCGUCGCAUUGAUGAAGUUCCGGCUGUGCCCCCUCCACCGGCUCUUCCCGUUCCCGCUGCGGCGCGGCUGACCGGGACGGCUGAAGUUCCCACGGCGACUCUCGCGCAGCUCGUUGGUGUGGUGAUGCUGCAGCUCAUCACUGGAUGCCCUACAUUGAUACCCACAGCUGCCGGCACCGACAUCAAGGGUGGCGCCCAGCUUCGCGCCGCCCACCUGCCCUCAGCACCCGACGCCAUCGUGCUGCCCAUGGUGCGCCUCGCCCUCUCCUGCACCGCUUCCGACCCCCUCUCCCGCCCCACUGUCACCGACCUGCUCCGCUCCAUCAAGGCUCUCAAGCGCUCCCUCUCCGCCCUCCCGCGCCCUGCCCUGCCGGCCAACGCAGGGGCGAGCAGGGAUGCUAAGACCGCUGGUGCCUGCCGGUGGUGGAGGACUUGGGGAGCAGCAAGGGGGGGAGAUUGGGGAUGGGCCAUCAGGGGGUUUCACCCGGGGGAAGCACAGGGGGCGCAGGUGGCGCCGGAGGCGCAGGGGGUGCCGGAGGUGCGGGAGGAGCUGGAGGAGCUGGCGGGGCCGGGCUUGUGA